AUGGAUCGAGACGAUAAUUCUUUCUUCAACUCUCAAAAUUUCAAUCCCUCCCAAGACUAUUAUCCAAAUCUUGCUGAUAUUCCAAGCUCCAAUGAAUUCCCAGAGUUUGAUUAUGCUAUGAAUUCAGAACUCUCGCAUAAUCCAACUGAUUCUCCUAUUUCUGAAUAUUACCAAACCUCUGAAAAAUUUUCUGCAAACCCUUCCAACAAUGCGCAAAGUUGGACUAAUAUAGAAGAUAUAUCACUAAUGUCUGUUUGGUGUUUUGUCAGUAACAAUCCAAUUGUUGGCACUAACCGAAAUAGUAAUUUGUUUUGGAAAACUGUUGCAGCUAUGUAUGAGCAUAGUCGAGCAGAUAAUCCAGAAAUUGGAGGUCGAAGGAGCGUGGAAUCAUUGAGGAACCAUUACAAACGCCUCAACAAAAAUAUAACUUUGUGGGUUGCUGCAUACAAGAAAGCAUAUGAACGACGAGCGAGCGGUCAGUCCAAAGAGGAUAUCGAGAAAACUACUCAAGCAAUUUAUGGUUAA
Salvia miltiorrhiza (redroot sage) is the source of this 525-nucleotide messenger RNA. Its product is annotated as glutathione S-transferase T3-like. The record is from RefSeq and is a predicted model, not a curated record. The transcript has a single exon. Bases 1 to 525 code for a protein of 174 amino acids. NCBI's taxonomy places the organism in Eukaryota, Viridiplantae, Streptophyta, Magnoliopsida, Lamiales, Lamiaceae.